AUGCUGCGGGUGUGGAGCAUCUCCGGGCAAGAGCUGGUCUCCGCGCCCGCCGACGAUUUCUUCGACGUGGUGGACAUCAAACGCUUCUUGCGUACCCGGCACGGGCACCCAGUAUGCCUUCAACGGCUCAUGGUCCUUGACGACUUUGCAGAGCCCAUGCCUGGCCUCCCUCUGAUAGGACCCCUUGACUUUCAGCUGGUGGUUUCGCCCACCCUCAUGCCUCAUCGGCCCGAGCAGAAAACCCAGGCUGCCUACGAACUCGUGGGGUAUGCUGUCAAGGGAGGCCACGUUGAUGUGGCCCGUGCUCUGCUCAAUGCAGGAGCUGACAAGGAAUGGCAGGAUGCUAUGGACGACAAGACGCCUCUUGCUCAAGCAUCCUACAAGGGCCACACAACGCUCGCCCGGUUGCUGCUGGAAGCUCGCGCCAACAUCGGCUCCGUGGACCAAGGCGGCAGAACCGCUCUCAUGCACGCAGCUGGCAGGGGCCACGUGGAGCUCGUGAAGCUGCUGCUCGAGGCGGGAGCGGAGACGGACGCCCAAGAUCGGCACGGUAGGACCGCGCUCAUGUUUGCAUCCAGUCGGCUCCACCAUGAGGCUGCGCAUGCAUUGCUGGAUGGUGAAGCUGGCACCGUCACCAACUCUGAGGCCGAACCCACUUCUCCGCAAGGAGCUGGCGCGCCGCACCUCGAGAUCGUGCGCUUGCUGCUGCAAGCAAAAGCCGAUGUGACCUUGCGGGAUGGCGAAGGCAGGACUGCUCUCAUGCAAUCCUCUUCCCGAGCUUGCAAGGCCAUUCCGUAA
Messenger RNA from Symbiodinium natans, 798 nucleotides. NCBI's taxonomy places the organism in Eukaryota, Dinophyceae, Suessiales, Symbiodiniaceae. The record is from the annotation of a GenBank genome assembly.